This is a messenger RNA of Baudoinia panamericana UAMH 10762, 789 nucleotides long. RefSeq names its product glycoside hydrolase family 17 protein. The record is from RefSeq and is a predicted model, not a curated record. Gene Ontology annotation, molecular function: 1,3-beta-glucanosyltransferase activity; glucan endo-1,3-beta-D-glucosidase activity. Gene Ontology annotation, biological process: carbohydrate metabolic process; cell wall organization. The transcript has a single exon. The coding region runs from base 1 to 789 and encodes 262 amino acids. Gene Ontology annotation, cellular component: extracellular region; fungal-type cell wall; cell surface. NCBI's taxonomy places the organism in Eukaryota, Fungi, Ascomycota, Dothideomycetes, Mycosphaerellales, Teratosphaeriaceae.
AUGGGGGCACCAUUCGAAGGGUACUCAUUAUCAUACAGUCCGUACAACACAGACCAAUCUUGCAAAUCUCACGACCAAAUCACAACCGAUUUCGAUGCCAUCUCUGGCUACGGCAUGAUUCGCAUCUACGGCACCGACUGCAAUCAGACAGCCACGGUCUUAAGCGCUGCUGGUUCGAAGAACAUGAAGGUCUUCGCAGGCAUCUACGACAUCACACAGGUGAACUCGGAAGUACAGCAGAUCAUCGAUGCGGCGAACGGCAACUGGAACCAGAUCCACACAGUCGCUGUGGGGAAUGAAGGUGUCAAUAACGGGGCGUACAGCGUUGCAGCGGUCGUUGCUGCUAUCGAUUCAGCCCGCAACCAACUCAAAGCUGCAGGGUAUACUGGCAAUGUGGUCACCGUGGACACUUUCGUUGCAAUGAUUGCAAACCCAGAGCUCUGCCAAGCAUCGGAUUACGCCGCCGCAAAUUGUCACGCCUUCUUCGACGGCGGUGUGACUGCUGAUGAAGCUGGUAAGUUCGUGCUCGCUCAAGCACAGCGCGUUAGCGAGGCUUGUGGCGGGAAGGACACCAUGAUUACCGAGAGCGGCUGGCCCUCAAAUGGCGAAACCAACAAUCUGGCAGUACCCAGUCCGGAGAAUCAGGUGGCCGCCAUCAACUCGCUAAAGGCUGCCUUCACGAACAAUAUCGUGCUUUUCAGUGCCUUCAAUGACUACUGGAAGCAUGACAACCCGGGCACAUUCGGCGCUGAGCACUAUUGGGGCAUACUUGGCAACGCACCAUCUUAG